Owenia fusiformis is the source of this 1114-nucleotide messenger RNA. The record is from the annotation of a GenBank genome assembly. Lineage: Eukaryota; Metazoa; Annelida; Polychaeta; Sabellida; Oweniidae.
UGCUAUUUCAGAUCUUUUGAAGAGGUGAUAAAGUAUUUGCUCGUUGUGUAUAACAAGCGGUUGUAACCGUGCGUCGUUCAAAACGAGAGGUGGUCUUAUCAUCGCAAAUAUUUCUGAUCAGAUCUGAAAGAUCUGGAACACAGAGGUUGGAGAUGUCGGACGAUUCAUCAUCAAGCAGUAGCAGCAGUGGAAGUGGCACAGAGAUCGAUGAUUAUGACGACCAUAGGCAAAGGGAAUACAAUCACAAGCACUCUAAAAAGAAGAAGUACUUCUUUAUCACCAGUCGAAUGAAUGGUCUUGUCCUAGAUGUAAAGAACAACGGUUGUGAUCCGGGGGCGAGGCUGAUUAUGUGGGAAAGGAAAAGUGAUGAACAGGUCGACAAUCAGAUGUGGUGGGCGCACAGACCGACGCGUACCAUAAGAUCCAAACUCAACGGAUUCUGUCUGGACAUAUGUGAUGAUCGUAUUGUUUUGAAUCCUUACGAGAAAGGGCGUUGUGAGCAGAUCUGGCUGGUUCGCGGAGAGAAGAUCAAGAAUAGGAACACGAGCAAUUGCCUUGACAUAGUUGGAGCAAACCAAGACUCCGGGGCGGAAAUAUGCUCCUGGGAGCAUAACGGCCAGGAAAACCAACAAUGGGAAUUCAAACGAAGGAACAAAGACUUCUAAUUCAGCUAUGAAUACACAUCCAGUUACUGUAAACAGUCCUACCUUGGUGCUAUUACGAAAUGUUAAUUUGCUGCAGCAUUCCAUGUCGUUAUAUAAUCAAUCAAUUAGAGACAGUGGCACAAUCCCUGGCCGUUUCUCAUAAUUUAACAUUGUUACUUCAUAUACGUGCUUUAAGUUGUGCAUUCUACUUAGAAUCUGUGGUCUGCAAAUUUGCGUUUUUGGUGUUGUCACUAAGGCGUAAAUAUCUCAUAAAACAUUUAGAAGUGAUUCAAAGAGGCUUUAGAAUUUUUUCCCCGGAAAUUGAUAUUUUGUAUUGCAUGACAUGAAAAUAACGAUUGUAUGAUUAAAUAAAAAAACUAUGUACAUUAUUAUUCACCUAUAUGAUUAAUAAAGAUUACAUACACAUGUACAUCGAGCAACUUAUUUACAGCCCCAGUGUAAACGAUGUA